This is a messenger RNA of Aspergillus fumigatus Af293, 1155 nucleotides long. RefSeq lists its product as uncharacterized. The coding region runs from base 1 to 1155 and encodes 384 amino acids. The transcript has a single exon. The record is from RefSeq and is a predicted model, not a curated record. NCBI's taxonomy places the organism in Eukaryota, Fungi, Ascomycota, Eurotiomycetes, Eurotiales, Aspergillaceae.
AUGCAGGCCGUACUUCUACUAGCAGGAAUUGCCUUGCUAGCCUCUUUCACACCUGCCACCCUUGCAAAUCAGCAUGUGCUUGGCCUGGAAGCAGCGUCCGGUGUCAACAAUGACAUGGUCAUCACUGGGGUCUACAAAGACGAAAAGAUUAAACAUCCUAUGAUUAUUAUCCACGAUAUCAAUGGCAAGAUUGUCUGGAACUGGUCAGUCUCCGACGUCGGUGAAACUGUACCGCAUGAGCUCCUCACUUGUAUUGCCACACAUCGCGCGGCGACUGAGGUCAAGUUCGCUGCCAAGGGGAGUAAAGUCACUGCGAUCAUUGGCAGCGCUGCUCUGGUGAUCAAUUAUCCGGGAAAGCAAGUUCUGAGUGGCAUCUGUCUUGAUGGUCCUCAGCUCAGUCCGGCGCACACUGUGGAGUUACUGCCGGAUAAUCUGUUCGCCAUCGGAGACUCUAAUCAGAACCCGGACGCGGGUGUCUGGAUAUAUGAUAGUCACAAGCUGUUUCCACGCAGGGAACAUCAGCAUCUGAAAGGCAUAAAAGCUGUUCACGGCAUGAUAUGGGACGACCGUAUGAAGUCUUUAUGGGUAUCAGGGACCACAGAAGCGGCAGAUGGCAAGGGGGUGACCGCUUAUGGGAUUGUCCAAAGAUACCAGUAUGACAGUGGGAAGGGAAUUUUCAGUGUUUCGGAGAAUUAUACAUUUCCCUGUCCUUCCCGCCUUUUCACUGAAUGGGGAGACUCACUUGAGGGUCAAUAUUGGGACGGCCCGCAUGAUAUUGUCCCAAUUCCUAACCAGCGUCUGCUUCUUGUUCCGCUGGAGAGGGACAUACACGCUAUCAAUAUUACCAGCGGCGAAACAUAUAAUGACGGUGAACAGCUAGCGAAGGAUCAUCUGAAAGGGUUCCGGCCCAUCGGCGCAAGAGUGGGGAUGUUUGGGGAUGCUUUGCCACGAUCAGAUAUCAAAAGUAUCAGUGUGAGGGCCGAUGGCAGCGUCCUUUACACUCAAGCUGUUUGGAAGGAAACUGGGCAAUGGUUCGCCAUCGCGAAUCAGGUGAACCUCCUAAAUGUUACGGGAGACGCCUGUUCUUUCUUCAAGGGAAAGCGGAUUUAUCGGUCUCGUUGGUUUCAGGAGAUUCCAGGCUGGCCCACAGCUUAG